Messenger RNA from Brassica napus (rape), 2442 nucleotides. RefSeq lists its product as uncharacterized. The record is from RefSeq and is a predicted model, not a curated record. Lineage: Eukaryota; Viridiplantae; Streptophyta; Magnoliopsida; Brassicales; Brassicaceae. The transcript is spliced from 4 exons. Bases 1 to 2442 code for a protein of 813 amino acids.
AUGACCUUCAAGAAUGCCCCUAUUGUCGUGCUUUGGUAUGGGAACAAGAGAAAAAAAGGCAGUAGAGGCAGCAACAGAACUCCCCUUUUCAGUAUAUGUUGUCAGCAAGGUCGUGUGAAGCUACCACCCGAACCACAUCCUCCUCAUUCAUUACCAUCACUACUCUCCAGUUCUGCCCACUUCCAGCACAACAUCCGCACGUACAACUCGAUCCUUGCAUUCACGUCUAUGGGAGCCAAAUUAGAUUCAAAAGUGAUGCACAAGGCUGGACCGUUCACUUUAAGGAUACACGGUCAGAAUGCCCACAAGAUAGGAUCAUUGGUACCAGAAGCUGGAAAACCACCAAAGUUCAGCCAACUCUACAUCUCUGAUACAACAAAUGAGGUUAAGAAUAGGAUAGCUACAGUAAAAAAAACAACAAAAGCAGGAGAACUUGAUCCUGAUAUUGUUAAACAGCUGAUUGAAACAAUGGAUGCCAACAAUUGUUUGGCCAAAAUUUUCAGAAAGGCUAGAGAUGCUCACGAACACAGCAACUGCCCAGAGUUCAGAAUAAGAUUGAUAGGUCAACCAAAACGAGGCCGUCAAUAUGAUAUGCCUACAACUGAUGAGAUAGCUGGUUUAAUUGUUGGAGACUUUUCAGAGCAUAUGGGAGAUAGGGAUAUCAUUGUUCACCAUAAAUCAGCUGGACUGCAACAUAUAAGUGAUAUGCAUCCACUCUACAUGACACUGCAGUACCCUCUUUUGUUUCCUUAUGGCCAAUCAGGGUUUCACGAGAACAUCCAAGUUGUCAACAUUGAUGGAUCCACUCGGCAAAGGUCUUACAUCACGAAGAGAGAGUACUUCGCUUACCAGCUUCAAACUCGCUUGGAAGAGGGCAUGACAAUUGUCACCUCAAAGCGAAGUCCGCGUUACAUGGCUGAGAAAUACCAUGAUGCAAUGGCUAUAUGCCGGUGGUAUGGUAAUCCUCAUUUAUUUAUUACAAUGACCACCAAUCCAAAGUGGGUUGAAAUCUCCAACCAUCUACAAAUGUAUGGGACUGACGAACCAAAUGAUCGUCCAGACCUUGAAUGUAGAGUGUUUAAAAUGAAGCUGGACGAGCUGAUGUCUGAUUUCAAGAAAGGGUUAUUUUUUCCUCGCCCAAAAGCAGAGGUCUACACCAUCGAAUUUCAAAAGCGAGGCUUGCCACAUGCUCAUAUACUACUCUGGCUAGAAGGUGAUUUUAAGAAUCCCACCAGUGCUGAUAUAGAUAACAUAAUCUCGGCGGAAUUGCCAGAUAAAGAAACAGAUCCGGAAGCUUACUGUUUGGUGGAGCAACACAUGAUGCAUGGUCCAUGUGGGAAAGAUAGACCAAGUUCUCCUUGCAUGGACAAUGGUGUGUGUACCAAGAAAUUUCCUCGGAGCUACGUUCCUCACACUCAAAUCAAUGACUCUGGUUACGUUCUGUACCGGUGGAGGCAAACUGAUCAAGUGGUCAAAAAGAAAUACAAGGCGCAUGUUAAUGUCGAAUGGUGCAAUAAGUCAACCGCGAUUAAAUACCUAUUCAAGUACAUUACUAAAGGCAUGGAUAGAGCAACGUUUGUGUUUCAAAAAGAUGGAGAUCAGAUUCCUAGCGACCAAGCAAGCACCUCACAAAAACCAAUAAACGAAAUAGACAAUUACUUGGAAGGUCGGUACUUGUCUGCUUGUGAAUCUAUGUGGAGAACUUUUAAGUUUGAUAUUCAUCAUAACAGCCCAGCAGUUCAGAAGUUUCCUGUCCAUUUACCUGAUGAACAAACAGCAGUUUACGACGAGGAUGAGGACCUAGAAGACGUGGAACGCCGAUAUACACAUGGGAGAACAAUGCUUACUGAAUGGUUUGAGAUGAACAGACUGUACGAAGAGGCCAGACAGUUGAACUACAUCCAAAUGCUUACCAUGUUUGUCUGGGAUAACUCAAACAAGCUUUACUCUAAACGGAAGAAAAAAGGAACAAUUGGCAGACUUGUGAAUAUCCAUCCCAAUGCUGGUGAUCGAUAUUACCUUAGGAUCUUGGUGAGCAUCGUAAAAGGACCUACAGGCUAUGAUGAUUUAUACACUGUUGGUGACACAAAACAUGAAUCAUUCCAAGCUGCCUGCUUAGCCAGGGGAUCGCUCGAUGUAGACAAAGAAUGGCAGGAUGCAAUGACUGAAGCAAAUCAAUGGUCUUCACCUAGCUGUCUUUGCCGGCUCUUUGUAUUGAUUCUGGUUUUCUGUUGCAUCUCAGACCCACAAAAGCUUUGGAUCAACACAUGGCAGUAUAUGUCCGAAGAUGUUUUAAGCCACCAGCGAAGGAUCCUCCGAUUCCCACAGCUUGAACUCGGUCCACAUGAACUCCAGCAGUAUACUCUGAUCGAAAUAGAGUCUCUCCUACAAAACCAUGACACAUCACUUACUGAGUUCAAGGGAAUGCCUCUUCCGAGCUAA